UCGUGGAAUGCACUUUCGGUGCAUUUGGUGCAUUUAUUAUCGAGUCAGCAAAUCGUAUAAGUAGUGUUUUGUUCAAUUUCACAAGGAAAGUUAAAUUAAUUUUAGAACGGCAAGACAAGAACUGCUCUAAAAUGGAGAGCUGGCUAAAGGAUCGCCUCUCCAAGUGUCUGUGCUUCGAAGUCCCGGACGAAAUGAUCGGGUACAUCAUGACCAUCCGGGGCAAUCAGGAGCUGGACGAGUACUUCAAGAGUCUGCUGGAUUCUGGGAAUCCCGAGCACGUCUCGUUUCUGAACGAGUUCAAACAACGGCUAAGAAAGAGUCCUUCGGAAGGACGUGGCGGGAAAAACCAGAAAUCCGGCAAACAGCAGCAGAAUAAGUCGCAACCGCCUCAGCAACAGUCACAGCCACAACAGUCUCGCGGACCGAAACUUCCGGAACCGGUUGCAAAACAGGAUGUCUUGCCGGUGGCUUCCUCGCAGAUCCACCAGGGUGCAGUCAAGAAGAAAACGAAAUACGUGAGCCUUUACGACCAGGAAGGCCGUGCCAAUGUGGUCCUGAUCAAGGGUCGGCACCUGUGCGAUUGCCAGGCCUCCAAGCAUAAGCUGAUCAACAACUGUCUGCACUGCGGCCGGAUCGUGUGCGAGCAGGAAGGAAGUGGCCCUUGUCUGUUCUGUGGCAGUUUGGUGUGCACCGACGAGGAGCAGAAGAUGAUCGACAGCUCGUCCAAGAAGGGGGACAACCUGAAGCGCUCCUUGAUGGAUCAGAACCGGCCCAAGGGAUGGGAGGAGGCGGUGGCCACCCGGAAUCGCCUGCUGGAGUACGACCGGAACAGCGAGAAGCGAACGACGGUGAUCGACGAUGAGUCGGAUUACUUCCGGGCCAAUUCCGUGUGGCUAUCGGAUGCCGAACGGAAGAAGAUGGAGAAGUUGGAAGCGGAAAUGAGGGAAAAGAAACAUGCCAGCCGGAUGAGCCGGAAGGUGACGAUUGACUUUGCUGGGCGGCAGGUCGUGGAGGAGCCGCAGUUGGCUAUUGAGGUGGAGGACGAGAUUCUGAAGCAGAUUGCCGAGUCGGUUGCUCCGGAGAAGGAGAAUGCUGGGCCCAAGAGCGGAUGGGAUAGGAAGAAGGCCAGUGCCGAUCGGUCGGAUGAUAUUCAUCCGGGAAUCGUCGGGGAAGCGCCGAUUUUCAUCGAUCUGGGCUCCGGACAAGCGCCUCUGAGACCACAAAACGGUCCUCGAUUCGAUGGUGUGUACAGCAAAGUGCAGGACAAGGAAUUCCUGGAAAUGUCCGACCUGCGGCACUGCCUUUCGAUGCAUCAACCGUGGGCUUCGCUGCUGGUGGCGGGAAUCAAACGGCAUGAAGGCCGAACUUGGUACUCGUCGCAUCGGGGCCGGCUGUGGAUUGCGGCCACGGCCAAACCCGUGGACAUGGAAAUGGUCAAACAGAUGGAGAACUUCUACCGGGUGUUGUACAACGACGACAGCAUUGAGUUCCCCUCGCAGUACCCGUCUGGGUGUUUGCUGGGAUGCGUAUCGGUGCAGGACGUUCUGCCGCAGGAGGAAUACCGGAAGCAGUAUCCGGAGGGGGAAUCCGAGAGCCCGUUCGUGUUUGUCUGCACGGACCCACAGGAGCUGCCCAUUCGAUUCCCUGUUAAAGGGGAGCACAAGAUUUACAAUUUGGACACGAAGAUCCACCAGGCCGCGGUGAAGGCGCUGCAGCGACUUUCGAAAUUGAAGGCAGAAGAAUGAGUGUUACAUUAAGAGAAGAAAUCUAUAUGCAAUAAACAAAGGCGUAGCUAAAACAU
Aedes aegypti (yellow fever mosquito) is the source of this 1801-nucleotide messenger RNA. Its product is annotated as activating signal cointegrator 1. The transcript is spliced from 5 exons. The coding region runs from base 132 to 1745 and encodes 537 amino acids. Lineage: Eukaryota; Metazoa; Arthropoda; Insecta; Diptera; Culicidae. The record is from RefSeq and is a predicted model, not a curated record. Gene Ontology annotation, molecular function: transcription coactivator activity; zinc ion binding. Gene Ontology annotation, cellular component: nucleus. Gene Ontology annotation, biological process: positive regulation of DNA-templated transcription.